Molecule: messenger RNA, 1728 nt
Organism: Diaporthe amygdali
Lineage: Eukaryota; Fungi; Ascomycota; Sordariomycetes; Diaporthales; Diaporthaceae
Product: triose-phosphate transporter
Exons: 2
Coding region: 1-1728 (575 amino acids)
Biological process (GO): phosphoenolpyruvate transmembrane import into Golgi lumen
Cellular component (GO): Golgi apparatus; endoplasmic reticulum
Molecular function (GO): phosphoenolpyruvate transmembrane transporter activity; antiporter activity
Source: RefSeq, a predicted model, not a curated record
AUGCCGCACUCGACGACUUCCGGGUCGGAGCGGCGCGACCACUCCCAGAGCCGCUCCAAGGGCCAUCGAGAUGCAAGCGUUGACUCUCGCGAAGCCACCACCGAGAAGUUCCCCGACUUCGACUCGUCCUCCAGCUUCUACAACUCUGGCUCCGGGCCCGCCCAGGGGCGCCCCAGCAGCAGACAGAACGGUUACGCGAACGGGAGCUUGGCCCUGUCCAGUGGGGAGCGAUGGACCCCUCGGAGAGAGAGUUCUGCGCGGGGUGUCAAAUGGGGGGCCACGAGCACACCGUCACGCGGUCACGGCCGACAAAAGAGUAUCACCGAAGCUGUUAGGAACAUUCGGAAUCGUGGCGGCAGUGUCAGCCAGAAUGCCCAUGAGAUCGCCGGCGCCCUCAAGGCCCCGGUGUCCCCGAGACUCAUUAUACUUUGCCUCAUGUGGUACGCGUCAUCUGCGCUCACCAACACUUCGGCCAAAUCCAUUCUGAACGCCUUCGCCAAACCUGCCACCUUGACCAUGAUCCAAUUCCUGUUCGUAUCGGCUUAUUGCCUGCUGUUCUCAUGGCUCGCGGCUGCAUCCCCGACUGUCAGGUCUGCUGUGCCGGCAUUGAAGUAUGGAAUCCGCCCGCCGAGCAUGGAAGUCAUCCGGACAACGAUGCCCUUGGCCCUCUUCCAGAUAGGGGGCCAUCUAUUAAGCUCCAACGCGACCACGCUGAUACCUGUGUCCCUUGUUCACACAAUUAAGGGGCUUUCUCCUCUGUUUACUGUUCUUGCUUACCGUUUCAUCUACGACAUCAAAUACCCAUCCGCCACCUACCUAUCAUUGAUACCCCUGACCGCCGGCGUCAUGCUUGCCUGCUCCGGGAAACACGCCAACUUCGGCGGACAGCUUCUCGGAAUCAUCUACGCACUCCUGGCCACGCUCAUAUUCGUGACCCAAAACAUCUUCUCUAAACGCCUCUUCAACGAGGCCGCCCGAGCCGAAGCCGAGGGUUUGACAGCAAAGACCCGAAAGCUCGACAAGCUUAAUCUCUUGUGCUACUCCUCCGGUCUUGCCUUUGUCUUGACAGCGCCAAUAUGGUUUUGGAGCGAAGGCAUCGGCAUCCUCGGCGACUUCCUCCAUGACGGUGCCGUUGAUCUCGAGGAGGGCCCCAACACCUUUGACCACGGCCGUUUGUUCGUCGAAUUCGUGUUCAAUGGCACUUUUCAUUUUGGCCAGAACAUUCUGGCUUUUGUCCUCCUCUCCAUGGUGUCACCUGUAACCUACUCUGUCGCAAGUCUACUCAAACGAGUGUUCGUCAUUGUGAUUGCGAUCCUCUGGUUUCGUAGCCCAACAACCAGGCUUCAGGCGGUCGGCAUCGCACUCACCUUUUUCGGCCUCUACCUCUACGACAGGAGUAGCGAGAAGAACAAGGCGGACCGCAGGGCACGGAAUAUGACAGAGAGUAACGUUGCUCCCCUAUUACCACUCAACACGGCAGAAGGGCUACGGGUGAACCAGCCUGCCACGGUCUUUGAGAGCCCUAUAUCUAUUACACCAAAUCCUACCGCGCACCCCUACACCAACGGCUACUCCUACAGCAAUGGGAACGGUGACGACAGUAAGAAGUCGGACGACCCUGGCACUGCACGGACAAGAGCCCAAAGCAAUGCGCAAUGGCUGCCGCCAGGAACGAGGCAAGAGGAAACCUGGCGGCUAGGGGAUCAGAGUGCUCGUCGCCCGGCGUGA